AUGUACGCAAAAGGCGAGAUCUUGAGGCGGCGAGAGGCAGUUGGGAUAAACGAUGUACGAGACCUCGUCCUUCAUCUCGCGGCAGAUGCGCCACCACCGAGUUGGGUCAGAGUCGAGAACUGUCAUAACGUCAAGAAGGUUGUCGCGCUCCUCGUUCCAGGACUUACACCGGAUCUUCUCUGCCUCCCUCCGCUCCCCACGUCUGCCACAUCCAACCCAAACGUCCCCAUCCAAGUUCCUCUUCCAUCUCCUGACGCCUCUGGGACGGACACGUCGGGCGUUCCCUUCAUCAACUCCACUUUCACCUAUACCUGCCCAACACGCGCUCCGGGCGAGCAAACGCGCAUGCACUCGGUGCUCAACACCUUCUUCCAAGGACCAGUUACUGGAGAUGAAAAGAAGCGCAGGUUGACCGAGAGGCUUGCAUCAGAACGUGCGCAAGAGAAAAACCCUAUGCACUACCUGCUCACGCUGGAGCAAAUGAUCGAGAACGGGUACCCCGUGCCAUCUUACCUCGCCGACGUGUUCGAGAAGCCAGCGGGAUGGGUCGAGACGGAGGUCAAGGAAGGAGAUGCGACGCUGCUCGCCCCGCCCAUGUCCCCGCUGCCACGAAUAUACGCGAUGGACUGCGAGAUGUGUCUCACAGACGCAGGCAAGCAGCUUGCACGUGUAUGUCUUAUCGACUAUACCUCCGGCAUCGUCGUCUACGACACCCUGGUCAAGCCCUCACUCCCCGUGACGGACUAUCUGACUCGCUGGUCCGGCAUCACCGCUGCAGCGCUGGAAAGGGCCACCAACCCGUUCGAAGCCGUGCAAGCGCACGUCGUCAAGCUCCUCUCAGCUCGUCCUACUCCCGUCCUCCUCGGGCAUUCGCUCGAGUCCGACCUCGGCGCCCUCAAAAUAUGCCACCCGAGGUGCAUCGAUACAGCGCUGGCUUUCCACCAUCCUCGAGGACGACCGCUCAAGCCUGGACUUGCGUGGUUGACGAAGAAGUGGUGCGGGCGCGAGAUCCAGAACCGCGGCGAGGGGGGACACGACCCAGAGGAGGACGCCCGGGCGUGCAUGGACCUGCUGAAAAAGAAGGUCGCUCACGGCCCGGGCUACGGUGAAUUCAGGGUGGACACGGAGUCGAUCUUCGAGCGCAUGUCCCGUUCGAAGCUGCACAAGAUGCCCGUCAGGAGCGCGGUCGUCGAUCACGGAAACCCAGCCGCGUGGCACGGGCAGAAGGCGACGACGUGCGUCGCGUGCACGACGGACAAGGAGGUCAUCGAGGGCCUCAUCGCGAACCUGGACACGCAUCACUUUCUCUUCGGGCGGAUGACCGCGCUCGCAGACGCGCGCGGAUGGAUCACACCCAAACCCUCCGGAGACCCCGUCCUCGACGCAGCCUCCGCCUUUGCUGCCUCUGACCCCGACCACACGCCGGACCCCGCCGUGCUCGCGCCGACGCUCGCGACGCUCGACGCGCAGCUGCGCGAGCUGUACGCCGCGCUCCCUGCGCGCGCAGCGCUCGUGCUCUUCACGGGCCACGCGGACCCGCGGCGCAUGGCGGCGCUCAACGCGCGCAAGGGCGCAUUCGAGGGCGCGCUAAAGACGGGCAAGGACGUCGACGAGGCGGGCGCGGAGAGCGUGCGGUGGACGAGCGCGGACGCGCGCGCGCUAGAGGAGGAGGUCGAGAAGGCGCGGAGGGGGCUGCUGUUCUUGGGCGUGAAGGGCUGA
Epithele typhae is the source of this 1719-nucleotide messenger RNA. RefSeq names its product ribonuclease H-like protein. The record is from RefSeq and is a predicted model, not a curated record. Lineage: Eukaryota; Fungi; Basidiomycota; Agaricomycetes; Polyporales; Epitheliaceae. The transcript is spliced from 7 exons. Gene Ontology annotation, cellular component: nucleus. Gene Ontology annotation, molecular function: nucleic acid binding; exonuclease activity. Bases 1 to 1719 code for a protein of 572 amino acids.